GGGCCUGCCAGGCCGCCGUUUGGGGCUGAAACCUUGUAGGCAGGAUGGCGUGUGUGGUUUUUUGUUUGAUUUUUGUUUGUUUUUUGGUUUUGUGCGUGUUUGAGCUGCACUGCUUCAGAAAAUAUUUUCCUUUAUUUUUCCCCCAAGUUUGUCCUAGUUUUAAGCAUAGAUGAGCCUAAAAACCUGUAUUAUUGAGAGUGGGUGACAGUGCAUGCAAAUAGUUCUUCCUGCAGGAGCAUUUUAAACAGUUCUUCCAAGUAAUAAAAAUAAGCGUAGCCAUUUUCACUUUAUUCUGCUUAAAUCAUCAAACAGAUUGGUCUCUGAGUCUCAGUUGCUCCAUACGACCUUGUGAUUUUCAACGUGCUUUUGGGGCCUGUCAGAGUAGAGUAAGAAAAGCAAUUUCACAUAAAUAGCAUAGCAGCUUUUUCAUAAUUUUGAAGAGAGGUGCCUCUGCACUAGAAAAUUUGUUCAGGUGAGCAAAGCAACAUAUUUUAGGUAGCCGUUUUGGGAAAAGAGAAUAACUUGUUUAAUCUGAUUUGUUAGGUAAGCUUCGUGAUGCACCUUCACAUAAUUGAUAGGGCCUCUGAACCUCAAUGUUCCUCUUAAACUCUUGUGCUAGUAAAGAAGAAAGGAAAGGGAAAAAGCGUUUAAAUUGUGAGCUGUGUGCUGUAAUUACUGGUGAUCUCAAAAUUCUCGCUGUUUUUGCCUAUCCCUUUGUUUCCACCUUCAAGUAGUUGUCUUGAUGUAGACUUUUAAGACCUUGUGUUUUUCAUGUAUCUAUCAUACAAAGUAUGAUGGUAACACCUAGAGAGUAAUAAAUAAUGGGAUUCCAAAAUCGCAAGGGUAGCGGUAGCAAGUGUGAUUUGCUGGUGGUGGAAAACAAUAAUAGACUAACAUAUCAUUUAAACAGUGGAUGCAAUUUGCUCUGAUUCUUACCUUAAUAAUCUCAAGGUGUGGCCUGUAAAGACUAUAAAUUUUCUUUUUCCAAUCCUGUAUCAAAACUUGAGUAAUCAAAGAUGUUUGCAUGAGGCUGGAGCUUUAGAUGUUGGGAUCUAUGUUUUCCCCAGGUCACACCUCUUCAUGAAAGAUGAAGACAAUUACAGGCUUCAGUUUGGUCUCUCCUGCAAUCUCCUAGACUGUUCAUAGCAAGUUACAUUCAUCAUAGAGGUACUAAGCCAGAUGAUCUACAAUUGGUAAUAUCCUUGUUAAGAAUGGAUGGGGAGGAUAAUCAGAAGAGAGACGAUGCUGAUGAGAGUUCACAAACUGUGUUAACAAAAGACUCUCUUAGAAAUGCAUCAGGAAAAAAUGCUGAAUGUGACUCUUCAUCUCAGCAGAAAACAAGGCCCAUAUCAGGUGAAGUGUUGGGGGACCUUGAAAAGAAAAGAGAAGAGGAUGACACAAAUGGAAGGGCAUUGUCAGAAUCUUCAAACUCUGUCACUGUUGAAGCAGAUAGACCUGAAAAUGUCUCCAGAAAAAGAAAGCUGAGUUCUUCAGAACACGUUAAAGAUAGUCAAAGGAAACUGCAGAAAGUCCAAGUUGGAGAAGCAGUUAGUAUAGUAGAUGGAGCUAUAAAGAAGGAUGGAGUCACCAGCUGUCUUGGUGAUGAUAUAUGUAAUUCAAAUUUGAUGUGCUCACGCUGUGAUUUCAAAUGUACUGAUGGUGCCAUAUUGAAGAUUCACUGGGAAAAUAAACAUUCACAAGAGGUUCCAGCUGCUGUUCCUGAAAAUAUACCUUCUUCAGAAGAAAUCAGUGUUAGCUAUCCUGUUGGAAACAUAGGCAAUGAUCUUAAAGGCAAAACGUGUGAUCAGCUUUUCCCCUCCUGCUCUGAUACAGGAAAAUGUAUAAGAGAAAGCCACUCUAAAGAACCCAAAGAGAAAACAUGCCCUCGCUGUAGCUGCACUGCAGAACAUAGCUCAGCAUUAUGCACGCACGUUAAAAAAGAUCACGAGCAAUCCAAGGUAUUUUGUUGUGAUCUUUGUGGUUUUCAGAGUGUUGAGGAAAAUCUCCUAAACUCUCACUUCCUUGGCAAGACACACCUUCGACGCCAAAACCUGGCUGCGCGGGGAGGAUUUGUACAGAUACUGACAAAAAAAUCCUUUAAUAAACAACAGUCUACUGCAGUCAGAGAGAGGAAUGUGAGAACAAAACCUGGGACCAGUAAAUUAAGGACAAGGACUGCUGAUAAAAGAGAACUAAGCAAUGUUUGCAGUACGCUGAAAGGUUCAAAAGUAAGCUUGUCUAAACAAAAUGAUGGCACUGAACUUGUUGAAAUGAUACCGUCUACAAAUGUUUGCACUGAAAAGCCAGCUACUGUGACAAAGGAAAUGCUGCUUUCUUCCAGUGUCGAAGAAAAUCAUGAAGUCCCUACUAGAAAGCUAGAAAUACCAGGACCCUCGGAAGGCAUCUUGCAUAAAUCGGAGCACCCUCCAACGACCAAAAAGCUAGUUAGCAGUUUAAACAUGACAAGGAGAUUUGAUAGACUAGAACAUAAAAGAAACAUUGUAUUGCUAAAGACUUCAUUUAGGCGAAGUAGUUCUUUUAGAUUAAAAAGGCAGGUUAGAAGAAGAUAUAAUUUGUUGGGUAGUAGUAAGAAAGGCAAGUCUGAUACUCAGAGAGUACACGUGAAGCCUAUCUCCAGCAUGCAGCUUAAAUCUGGCGAUGUAAGACCUACGUUGCAUACAGAAUUAGAAACACAUGAUAAAAAUCAACAUGAAGCGACUUCAGAAAUUCAAGUUCUUACUCAAGACAGGCCAAAUACAGUUUCUUCCAGCACUACAGACACUAAAGAUUCUCAAAUGAAACUUGCUGCUGAUUAUAAUGUUUGUCAUGCUUGCAGUCAUUGUGGUAAUGUUUUUCAGACCAGAAAAAGUUUGGAAGCUCAUGUUGUAAAGCUUCAUACAAAGAGGAUCCAGUUUCAUUGUCAGACAUGUAGUUAUUCCUGUGUAGUCAAGGAAGACAUGAAGCAACACUGUCAGGACAAGAAACAUCAGAUGGGAGGUUGCAGCUUUAAUUGCCAGCUUUGUUCAUUUACUUGCUUGAACGUGAUAAACCUUCAAAGUCAUAUGAGUGAAGAGCAUAAUAUGUCUCAUAGUUGUCCAACUUGCCUUCUCUUUUUUCUAACGGAAGAAGAGCUGGUAAAUCAUCAAAAAGAUGAAAAACACGAUCAGCAAGCUCCUCCACUGAGUAACAGUGAUCUGACCUUGCAAGUGGUAACGUAUGCUGCCUUGGAAUCGAACAACAGUCAACAACUUGCAAAGGAUAUGGAAGUGUCAAUGAAAGCAAAAACCCCAGAUUCCUCCCUAAUAAAUAACAGAAAUGAACUGAAGCAUUCUGUUUUGAGUAAAACCCAAUUUCAGUGUAAAAAGUGUUUUUAUAAGACAAGAUCUUCCACGGUUCUUACAAGGCACAUAAAACUACGACAUGCACAGGAAUAUCAUUUCCUUUGCAAAGCAUGUAAUCUUUACUCACUCAGUAAGGAAGGAAUGGAGAAGCAUAUCAAAAGAAGCAAGCACCUUGAAAAUGCCAGGAAAAAUAAUAUAGGAUUGCGUUUUGAGGAAUGUAUUGAAAAGGUCUGUGUUGGUGUUGGUGGUAUUAAAAGAGUGAUGGAGCCUUCCAUUUCUGGGAGUGUGAAUACUGAGUUAGAUAAGGAAAUUAUACAUGUCUCUUCCUCUACUAUGGAAAACAUAUCAAGAAAUAAGGAAUGGGUUCCAGCUGAUGAAAGAAUUGGUGAAAAUGAAUUGGUUUUAGCUAAUGCACCAAGAAGAGGGAGACCCAAAGGCACUAUUUCUAGGACAUGCACCCAUUGUGGUCUUUUGGCCUCCAGUGUUACAAAUUUGACUGUUCACAUCAGACGAAAGCACAGUCAUCAAUACAGCUAUUUGUGUAAGGUUUGCAAUUAUUAUACUGUAACCAAAGGAGAUAUGGAACGUCACUGUGCCACUAAAAAACACAGAGGUCGUGUUGAAAUAGAAGGACAUGGAAAACAGAACUCAGAGAUCAUUGUUAGCCCUGAAGGAGGUAAUUUUGAAUCCAUAAGCAAGAAGGUUAAUAACCGCACAACUGUUCUGUAUGAACACGUUGAGGAUAGUAGCCAGUCAUCAGAUCCGGAAAAUUUUGUCAUAGAAAGUCAGGAAGUUGACCAAGGAAACUCCGAGAUAAAAGCUGAAAAUGCCCAUCGGCUACCAGCUCUGGAACAUACUCAAAGUUCUUUAAAUAUAAAACAACGUAUAUUUUUGGAACCAGCUAGGGUUACCCAGGAUGGUGACCCAUGCUUCCAGAGAAGAACAGUGGGGGGAAACGACAAGUGUAUACACUGCAACUUCAUUGCUCAUUCUGCUGCUUCUUUAGAGCUGCACGUAAAACGAAAGCAUACAAAACAAUUUGAAUACUACUGUAUGGCUUGUGACUACUAUGCGGUUACUCGCAGAGAGAUGAUUCGGCAUGCAGCAACAGAGAAACACAAAAUUAGAAGAGAAACUUACGUUUAUUCUGCCUCUGGGGAGGAUGCAGACACAGCAAAUAUCACUAAAGAAGCCGCUGCUUUGCCUCAAGAGGAGCAUCAUCGUGGUGCAGGAGAUUUAGAAACUGUUUUAGGUGAAAAAAAAUAUGCCAAAGAUGCAGCAAAAGGUGAUCACAUGAGUAAAAGCUUAACUGAGUGUUCUGUCCUAGAUGAAAAUGCAUCUCCAGAAACCCUUAAAGAAGGCAGUUCCCAGAAUACAAUAGAAGCUGAACCUGAAGAGAAAUCUAAAAAUGAAGGCGAAAAUCGUUCCUGUGAAGCAUUCCAGAAAGCUCCUCAGAGAGACAAAGUUGCUAAGCUUGAUAAGGAGGUAUCAGUUAAAGAAGCAGGUACUAAUGAGUUGCAGAAAAGUGGGCAUGGUCAGGAGCUGCUCAACUCAGAUAACCAUGGCACUGCAGCAGAUCAAAAUAGAUCAAGUGACACAAAAGUGAAUUCAGGAAAAGGUGAGGAAAGCUUGGAAGCAAAUAGAGAAAACCCUGAAGUAGAAUGUAGAAGCACAGACGUUCUCAAAGAAAUUUCCCUAAAAGAAAAUAAUCCACUUACGCUAACUCUUCCGGAAACAAAUAGUGCAGGAGAGCAAUCAAAUUUUGCUGAAAACAUUGGGGGAAUGGUACAAAAUAUACAUAGUUUAGAGGGUGACAGAAGUUUUGAAGAGGAUCCUACUGGGGAGGAGGAAGAAGCCCUUAUGGAAGCACAACAUGAAGCAGAAGUAACUAUAAAUAACAGUGUUUGGGAGGCAGAUGGCUCAACAGCUGAGGGCAAGCAAGAAAGUAGUAAUGAGGCUUUGGGAACAGUUAUCAGUGCUGAUGAUAAAGGAAAGAUGAUGCAGAAUUUUGGCAAGUUUGAUUCUUCUAUAGUAAGAUUAAAAAGCCAUCCAGGUGGGGAGACUGCUGACCCUUCUGAUGAAGGGCAGAUGUCAGGUGGAGUGAAAGCUAGUGAGCUCACUGCGAAAGCAGACACGUCACCAAGCGGUGUGAAAAAGAAGAAAUUGGAAGGAAUUUCCCUUGGGGAAUCAACACGAAUUCGCUGUGAUGACUGUGGUUUUCUAGCAGAUGGUUUGAGCGGACUAAAUGUUCACAUAGCCAUGAAACAUCCUUCAAAAGAAAAACAUUUUCAUUGUUUACUCUGUGGAAAAUCAUUUUACACAGAAAGCAACCUUCACCAGCACUUGGCCAGUGCCGGGCACCUGCGAAACGAGCAGGCAAGCGUGGAGGAGCUGCCGGAAGGAGGCGCUACCUUUAAAUGUGUUAAGUGCACGGAGCCCUUUGAUUCCGAGCAGAGCUUGUUUCUCCAUAUCAAAGAGCAACACGAAGAACUGUUGCGGGAAGUGAACAAGUACAUUGUGGAAGACACGGAGCAAAUAAACAGAGAGAGGGAAGAGAAUCAAGGCAACAUCUGCAAGUACUGUGGGAAGAUGUGUAGAAGUAGCAAUUCCAUGGCCUUCCUAGCUCACAUUCGUACCCAUACAGGAUCAAAGCCAUUCAAGUGCAAGAUAUGCCACUUUGCAACAGCUCAGCUCGGAGAUGCCAGAAACCAUGUCAAGAGGCACCUCGGGAUGAGGGAAUACAAGUGUCAUGUCUGUGGGGUGGCCUUUGUGAUGAAGAAACAUUUGAAUACUCAUUUACUGGGCAAGCAUGGAGUUGGCACACCCAAAGAAAGGAAAUUUCCGUGUCACCUGUGCGACCGAAGCUUCACAGAGAAGUGGGCACUGAACAACCACAUGAAACUGCACACGGGAGAGAAGCCCUUUAAGUGCACCUGGCCUACCUGCCAUUACUCCUUCCUCACAGCGUCUGCAAUGAAAGACCACUUUAGGACUCACACAGGCGAGAAGUCGUUCCUGUGUGACCUUUGUGGCUUUGCCGGCGGGACACGUCAUGCCCUCACCAAGCAUCGGAGGCAGCACACAGGAGAGAAACCGUUCAAAUGUGAUGAGUGUAACUUCGCUUCCACAACACAAUCGCAUCUGACACGACAUAAGCGUGUCCAUACUGGAGAAAAGCCUUACAGAUGUCCCUGGUGUGACUACAGGUCCAACUGUGCUGAAAAUAUCCGUAAACACAUCUUACAUACAGGAAAGCAUGAAGGAGUAAAAAUGUAUAACUGUCCUAAAUGUGACUAUGGAACGAAUAUUCCAGUGGAGUUUCGUAACCACUUGAAAGAACUGCACCCAGACAUUGAAAAUCCUGAUCUGGCAUAUCUGCAUGCUGGCAUUGUAUCUAAGUCCUAUGAAUGCCGCUUGAAGGGGCAAGGAGCAACCUUUGUGGAAACUACCAGUCCUUUUACUGCAGCAGCACUGGGAGAGGUUUCUCCAGUUAAAGAGAAGGUCUUUCGGAGCAGCAGAAGACAGCCGCAGUCACCUGAACAAGUUCAGCAAGUUAUUAUUAUUCAAGGAUAUGACGGCGAUUUUGCAAUUGAUGCCUCUGUGGAAGAAACAGCUGCAGCUACCCUUCAAACUCUAGCAAUGGCUGGUCAGAUGGCAAGGGUAGUCCAUAUUACAGAAGAUGGGCAAGUUAUAACUACAAAUCAAAAUGGCUCACAUGUGAGCGAUAUGGUUCCAGGGCAGAUACUUACUGAGCAGUUAGCAGAUGGUGCAACACAGGUGGUAGUGGUUGAAGGCUCUGUAGCAGGAACCGAUAUGGAAGAGGCUGUUCCUGUAGAUGCAGUUCCUGACUCCAGUAGUGCUGUACUGCAGCAGAUAAUGAGGCAAGAAGUUUUAGAUGCCUCUGAAGCUACAGUACAUCCUCCAGACUCCUCCUCAGCACUGGAUGCCCUGCUUUGCGCUGUCACAGAGCUGGGUGAAGUGGAAAGCAAAACUGGACUCCUUGACAGAAGCAGGUCUAGUCACAAAGAUUUCUUACAAUUGCCAAAUCCAGAGACACCCAACGUUCCCAGUGACACAGAGGGACAAGAAAUACAGAUGUUCCAUGAAGUUCAAGAGACUCAGGAAGAUACUGAACCUAUGGAAGUAGUGACGCAGGUCGUGCACCCAUCGGCUAUAAUUGCAUCUCAGGAGAGAGCUCAGGCUGCCUUCAAGAAAAUGGUCCAAGGAGUACUACAGUUUGCUGUGUGUGAUACGGCUGCAGCCGACCAGCUGAUGGAAGAAGGUGUCACUCAGGUCAUUGUAAAUGAGGAAGGGACUGUACAUAUGGUAGCUAGAGAAGGCUCUCAGAUAAUUAUGCAGGAAGCUGGUAGGCAUGCGCUCAGCGUCCAAAGCGAACACAUGGAUUUAGUCGAGUCGGAUGGGGAAAUAUCACAGAUUAUUGUCACAGAAGAAAUCGCUCAAGCCAUGGUGCAGGGUUCUGAUGGCAGCUUCUCCGAAGGUGCAACCCACUACAUUGUCACCGAGUUACCACCGGAUAUGCAGGAUGAGCCUGGUGUGUACUCACACACUGUGAUAGAGACGGCAGAGUCCCCAGAGAUUUUGCAGGCUGGUACUGCUCUAAAGGCUAAAGCUUUAUCCCCUGAUAGAGCAGAACAGUUAACGAGCAUGGUCAUUUAUACAGAAGGUGGCUCACAAAUAAUUCAGGGCCAGAGAGAUAAUGAAGUACAAGAAGCAUGAAGAACUGCAUCUCCUAGGCUUGAUGCAGGACAAAGCUGGAAAUUAGCAGACCCAUGGAGGCACCGUAUUCCUGGAACUUCAUUUGUAAAACCUUCUUAAUACAAUAUCCUUCUUGCCAGAUAACUAAUAUGCACACUAUGCGAGGUGCAGGUCAGCUACUAGGAAGAUGUCACAGAAAAGGACAGUACAAUCUUAUUACAAUAGCUCAGAGAAUUAUUACAUGGGAUUACUUUAAAACAAGCAUAUUAGGGCACAAAAGAGGAUAGACAUCCCCCCCCCCCAAAGUAGGUAUUGUUCUGUUCACUAGUUUGCUUGUUUUUUUAAAUGUUGUUUUAUCCCAGAGUAAUUCCCUGCCUUACGUCUUUUUUGCCUAACAUAAUCACAGAAAUGAAAUACUUUCACUUUACAUGUACAUUUCAUGAACAGAUAGAUAAGCAAAAAAUACAAAAACCACGUCACCGCAAUAACAAGGUGAUCGGGUAAGCUUACAUACUUCCUUAGUUUGAAGAGAACAGGUGACAUUUUGCUUUCUGGAAUAUUACUCUAAAAUAUCCCUUUUGAAGAUAUAUCAGAAAAAUAAGUAUUUCUUGCAUCUAAAAAUGAAAUUUUUAAUAGUAGCUUACUACUUUAUGGUUUCAUGUAGGACUUUUCGUACAGAAAAGCUCAAAAAAGCUACACUUCAGAAAAUUCGUGAUACAUAUAUUCAGAAAAAAAAACUUGAUGCCUGUAACUUCCACUUAAUUUUAGAUGGGAGUCCUGCAUAACAAGUGUGCAUUUUUGGAAAAAAAAAUUGUCACUGUCAGUGUUUUGCUUUUCUUAUAAAUAGCGCUUCAUAUAAAUACCAUUUUGCAGUUCAUUUUGUGAACGACUUUUGAAAUGUUAUGGGGGGUUUUUAAAGAAAAUUCUGACAUUGACAUUAACAAGUAGAAAAAAAGGUGACCUUGCAUUUCUUGCUUAGACCAGAACGUCAGUUAUUUAGUUGUGGAUAUACUGCAAUUGUUCAAUGCAAGUUCAUGUUGAAAAGAUUUGUUUCAUGAUACAACUGCUUUUGUUUCUUAAAAAAAAUGUAAAUAUAAAUUGGGAAG
Molecule: messenger RNA, 9163 nt
Organism: Struthio camelus australis
Lineage: Eukaryota; Metazoa; Chordata; Aves; Struthioniformes; Struthionidae
Source: RefSeq, a predicted model, not a curated record